Messenger RNA from Malurus melanocephalus (red-backed fairy wren), 2104 nucleotides. It is a transcript of the gene STARD3, whose product is annotated as StAR related lipid transfer domain containing 3. The transcript has 14 exons. Gene Ontology annotation, molecular function: cholesterol transfer activity; cholesterol binding. Gene Ontology annotation, cellular component: late endosome. The record is from RefSeq and is a predicted model, not a curated record. Bases 179 to 1555 code for a protein of 458 amino acids. Lineage: Eukaryota; Metazoa; Chordata; Aves; Passeriformes; Maluridae.
UUCCAGGGCCUCACCACCCUCACAGGGAGCAAUUCCUCCCCGGGAUCAGCUUUGCUCCUGCGAUUAUUUCCCACCAGAGUGGGACAGGAUCAGGGGUGUGGCGAGGCCUGAGGGUCCCCUCGUGUGUCCCUGCAGGUGACGCUGCCGUGGCCGAUGUCCCCGGAGCCGAUCCCGGAGGAUGAGCAAACCCACGGAGCUGCAGCACGACCUGGAACGAAGCCUCCCAGCCAUCGCYUCCAUCAGCUCCUCCUUCUCCCAGAGCCAGGGCUUCUCCCCRUACUUGUUCUCCCCGGAGAAGAGAAAAGCCAUCUCAGAUGUGAGGAGGACCUUCUGUCUCUUUGUCACCUUCGACCUGCUCUUCAUCUCCCUGCUGUGGAUCAUCGAGCUGAAUUUUCUUAUCARUGCACUCAACAGCUUCCUGCUUCCCUGUCUCCCUCAGACCAAGGAGGGCAUCAAGGAGAACCUGAAGGAAGAAAUCAUCAGCUACAACUUCAAGAGCUCAUUYUUUGAUAUUUUUCUCUUGGCUGUGUUUCGUUUCGUCGUGCUGCUCUUGGGCUACGCCAUCGUCCGCCUGCGCCACUGGUGGGUCAUCGCGGUCACUACACUGGUUUCCAGUGCCUUCCUGAUUGUGAAGGUCAUCCUCUCCGAGCUUCUGACCAAAGGAGCUUUUGGGUAUUUGCUUCCCAUCGUCUCAUUUGUCAUUGCUUGGCUGGAGACCUGGUUCCUGGAUUUUAAAGUCCUAACUCAGGAAGCAGAAGAGGAACGAUGGUUCCUGGCAGCCCAGGCUGCAGCCUCCAGGCCACUGCUGUACCCCCGAGCCCUCUCCGAGGGACAGUUCUACUCCCCACCAGAGUCCUUCGCAGGGUCGGACAACGAGUCGGAUGAGGAAGGUGUGGGGAGGAAGGCCUUGACAACUCAGGAAAAGGAGUAUGUCCGACAAGGCAAAGAGGCCAUGGAGGUUGUGGACCAAAUCCUCGCCCAGGAGGAGAACUGGAAGUUCGAGAAAAACAAUGACUUCGGUGAUGUUGUUUACACUUUUGAAAUCCCCUUCCACGGCAAGAUCUUUAUUUUAAAGGCUUUCCUGCAGUGCUCCCCUGAAACUGUUUACCAGGAGGUGAUUCUGCAGCCCGAGAAGAUGAUCCUGUGGAACAGAACAGUGGCAGCUUGCCAGAUCUUGCAGCGGAUUGAGGACAACACAAUUGUCUCAUACGACGUGGCAGCCGGAGCUGCUGGUGGCGUGGUGUCCCCAAGGGAUUUCGUGAACGUGCGUCGGAUCGAGAGGAGGAGAGACAGGUACGUUUCCUCAGGGAUGUCGACCACGCACAGCCUGAAGCCUCCGCUCUCCAAGUACGUCAGGGGUGAGAACGGACCUGGAGGAUUCAUCGUCCUGAAAUGUCCCAGCAAUGCCAAGGUCUGCACCUUCAUCUGGAUUCUCAACACAGAUCUGAAGGGUCGCCUGCCCCGGUACCUGAUCCACCAGAGCCUGGCUGCGACCAUGUUCGAAUUCGCCUUCCACCUGCGGCAGCGCGUGGCAGAGCUCUGCUCCAAGCCCUGAGGACAUUCCACAGCCCCUCUGCUCUGCAGGGAGUGGGGACAGGACCCUGUACCCCACCAGAGAGGGGUCCCCCCCGUGCCAGCCCUGGGAUGAGGCCAGGGGGGAUCAGCCCCUCCUGCCACCCCGGUUGCCCCCGAGCGGGGCUCUGGACCCAACGUUUCCGUGCCAAACCCCUGCCCUGCCCUCGCCGGGGGCUGGGCUGSCUCCCCCUCCCCACACAUGGUUAGGGGCUCAGCUGGGACCCCCAGAUUCCUGUCCCUGCACCCCAAUUCCGUGAGGAAGAGGGGACAGAGGUGGCAGCCACGUCGGGGUGAGCAUUCAGCUAAGUGAGCUCCAUGCCAGGCUCUGCCCCUCCAGCAGUGGGUGAAAGCACAGCUGGUGCCCCCCACCCACCGUGCCCCCCCGGGACUGUGCCCCCCACCGUGGGAGAACCCCCCCAAACCUCCCCUUCGCGCUGGCUGAGCCCUCCACAUCCCAAACCUGCAGCUCCUGGCGGAGCCAGCGCAGGAUUUGCCUUAAGCAGAGACUUUGAUCCUUUUUGGGGGUGCG